Messenger RNA from Plasmodium reichenowi, 1399 nucleotides. Its product is annotated as coronin binding protein, putative. NCBI's taxonomy places the organism in Eukaryota, Apicomplexa, Aconoidasida, Haemosporida, Plasmodiidae. The transcript is spliced from 7 exons. Gene Ontology annotation, molecular function: metal ion binding. The record is from RefSeq and is a predicted model, not a curated record. The annotation marks the transcript as partial.
GAGGAUGAAUUUGAUAAAAGAAAUUUGUCUGAUACAAGACGACGAUCGAGGAGCCUUGCUAGUAGUAAAUAUUCAAAUGAGGAUAUGUAUUUCUCCAAGAAUAAAAAUAAGAGAAGACAAAAGAGGGGUUUGAGUAUGAGAUCAGGUUCCUCUAGUUCUAGUACUAGAAAAAUUCAUUAUGAUAAAAAUAAAUCAAGAAAUAAAAGAAGUGACAGAGGUAAAGAUAGUGAUAUGUUCAGAAUGAGGGAUAAAUAUAGACGCUUAGGAAAAAGUCACAGUCAAUCGUUUUCACCUAGUAGGGUCAUAUAUGUGGAAAAUGGGCAAAGGAAAGAAAAGAAAAAUGAAACACACCACGACAAUGUGCUAAACAUAAAAGAUAUAACAUAUAAAAGAAUUAGUGAUAGCGCAGAUGAAUAUAAUAAUAGCGAAAAAAAAAACAAAGCCGUUUUAAAACCGAAUCCUCGAUUUGUAGGGGAUAAUCCAAAUCCAUUUAUGCAGCCACCAACAAUGAUGAACAACCAAGAGAUGUCAAGUUACAACAUGAACAAUAUUCCGAAUUUUUAUCAGGGGAAUUAUGUAGUGGGUACUAAAAACCUGAUGGAUAACAGUAACAAUUUUAUUUGUAAUAAUAUGAACAAUAAUUUUGUAAAUUCAAGAUAUCAAAACAAUAUUCAACAAAAAAAUGGGAAAUUCUUACAGAAUAUUAAUAAUACAAGUGUAUCAUCAUCUGUUAAUUUUAUGAAUACCAAUAGAUUUAAUAAUAAUGUAAAUAAUAAUAAUUAUGGUUUUCAAAAAAAUAAUCUGAUUAAUAAUAAUAAUAAUACUAAUGUAGUUGGUACUGUUCCUAUAGAUGAACAAAUAAAUAACACACAAAAUUUUAUAAAACAAAAUAAUAAUAAUAUGAGAAAUCAACAAACAUUUUUUAGCAACACACAUAAUGAAAAUAAUGUUAAUACACAUCAGUAUUUUACACCUAAAGCUAAUAAACAACAAAUUUUUAAUACUAACAUUACAAAUAUAGAUAAACAAAUAAAAACACAACAACAGAUUCAACCAAAUGUUAAUGUUGUACUUCCAAGUGACUCCCAUAAUGUUUCAAAUGUGCAAUCGGUUGGAGAGGUCUCGAAUAAUAUACAAAAUGAUCAUAUGAAUGAUAAUAUGCUUAAUAAUGCUUUAAAUACGAACGAAGAUGGAAAACAGUUAGUAGCUAACCAAGAAAAUGUAGUUGACCCAUCCAACGUCAUAAUAAAGAUACAAAAGAAAUGUCUUUAUUUACCAAAUUGUCAAUUUGGAGAUAAAUGCCGUUACAUUCAUCCCGUUGAAAAUUGCCGAAAUUGGCCCUAUUGUGCCUUCGGGUCGGAAUGUAUUUAUAUACAUCCAAAUGUUCCCUGCAAAUUUG